Molecule: messenger RNA, 3530 nt
Organism: Zerene cesonia (dogface butterfly)
Lineage: Eukaryota; Metazoa; Arthropoda; Insecta; Lepidoptera; Pieridae
Exons: 10
Cellular component (GO): plasma membrane
Molecular function (GO): protein binding
Source: RefSeq, a predicted model, not a curated record
UGCUCUGUGUGCAACCGCACGUACUACGGCCGCGUCGGCGUGGCGUACGGAGUGGCCGUGCGGGGCAGCCCGCGCGCGCCUUUCCUCUGCCACCUCACGUUCACGGCGGGCGGCGGUGCGCACGGGGACCUCGUGCAGCUGGCCUUCGACGACUUCCGUGUGGGGCGCUACGAGGCGGGCGCGCUGGACGGCUGUCCGGACGGCUACAUGCAGCUGUCGGAGCUGGGCCGGCCCUUCACCGGCGGUUCUUGGUGCGGUGCAGCCGAGGGUGUCGCGCUCUACUACAGUGAAACGGCGACGGUCACGGUCUCGGUCAAACUGUUCCGUGCGCGCCUGGGAGAACCGUUCGGGUUUAAGUUGAGAUACAAAUUCCUAGCACAACGAGAUGCUAUAGUUAGGUUCGGCGCGCUGGAGGCCCCGCUGGAGCGCGGCGCAGUGUCCCCGGGCACGUACUGCACCCGCACGUACGAGGAAUGUCACCGCAAGCCAUGUCGACUGCAGAGUCCAAACUACCCUGGCAUGUAUCCUAGGAAUGUGACGUGCUACUGGAGCCUGCGCCAGAAGGACAUCCCGACCUGCAAGCACGCCAUGAUCUCGGUGCGGCAGGAGCACUCGCACAAGAUGCAGAUCAAGCGCUCCAUAUCUAUGGCCAGCCUGAACAAGACGGGUCGCGCGGUGCGGGCGUGGCGCGAGUGCACGGGCGAGCGCGACCGGCUGAUCUUCUACGACGGCGCGUCGACGGACGACCCGGUGCUGGUGGAGUACUGCGGCGGCGACUGGCUGCCGCCCGUGACGUCGCGCGGGCCCGAGAUGCUGGUGGCCUUCCACUCGUCGCCGUUCAGCGCGCCGCCGCGCGCCGCCGCACCGCACGCGCCGCUGCGCGGCUUCGAACUCGACGUCGACGUCAUUUUCGCCGACUCCGACUCGCUCGACUACGCGAGGGAAGCGCGGCGCUGCGAGUUCCACGUGAAGGCGUCGUCGUCGGAUGAGGAGCUGGGCGCGACGGGGUCGGCGGGCGCGGGGUCGGCCGGCGCGGGGGGAGGGGGCGCGGGCAGCGCGGCGCGCGGCCGCAGGGGCCGCCUGCAUGCGCCGACGCACACGCUGCCCCCUAACACCACCUGCUCGUGGACCUUCCACGGCAGACCCGGAGAUCUCGUGUGGAUAUACUUCUCAAGUUUCACGCAGUACUCGUUGGUAGAAAAUAGACGAGUGGAGAGCGGGGAGCGGGACGAGGAGAGCGCGAUGACGGCGCCGCCGCGGCUGCUGCUGGCGGCGGCGCGCGCGCAGCCCGGCGCCGCGUGCGCCGUGGAGCUGCGCGUGUGGGACGGCGGGGGCGCGGGCGAGGCGGGCGCACUGUUGGGCCGCUACUGCGAUGCCGCGCCCGCGCUGUGCGCUCGUGCCGCUCUCGCUAACGCCACACGCCUGCCGCGCCCUUGCGCCCCGCCGGACGGCUACGUGUCCGCCGCCUCCCUACUUUCUAUUUCGGCUACCACUUUGCCCGGAACGGCGACGCAUCCCUUGGCCUUCUCUUUGCAUUACGAGUUCGUGGACGCGAGGCUCGAGGGUAUAGCUCUACCUAUAUCCGAAACGCGGGUUCGCACGGAACCAGCUGAAUGCGCUCGUCGCUUGGUAGUCCCCGGCGCGUUCACGUCGCCUCGGAACGCGCUGUGGUUCGGGCGCGGCGGGGCGAAGCGCCUGCGCUGCGUGUACCGGCUGCAGGCGGACGGUGCGCAGGUGGAGCUGAGCGUGCUGGCGGCGGCGUUCGGGCGCGAGCCGCGCUGCGUGACGCGCGUGGACGCCGUGACGGGCCGCCCCACGUGCUCGCCGGAACCCGGAGAUACGCUCGAAGCGCGACCCAGCGAUGUGCCUCUAGAAUUUGACGACGUCGACGAUGAAGUUCCUUCCUACCUUCCACAUUUACGAAUUUACGAAUCGCCGUGGCCGGGGUACCGGGUGCCGGUGGCGUGCCUGUGCGACAACAGCAGCGCGCCGUGGAGCGCGGCGUCGGGCGGGCCGGCCGUGGAGCUGGAGCUGGUGGCGGGCGCGCUGAGCGCGGCGGAGGACCAGCGCCACGUGCACUUCCGCGGCGAGUGGCGGCGCCGCGCCGGCCCGCCCGACUGCGCCGCGCGCCGCCGCCUGGCGCCGCCCGGCCAGCACGUGCACCUGCUCUACCCCUACAGUUCAAACCGAAUGUCGGAGUGCGGCCCGGCGCCGUUCCUGCUGGCGGCGCGCGGCAACCGCUCGGUGUUCUUGCGCGCGUGGGGCGAGGAGCUGCCGCCCGGAGCCGAGCCCGCCUGCCGCACCACCAACCGCCUGCUCGUGUACGACGCGCACACCUCGCGUCUGGUGAAGGCGAUAUGUCCGGGAGACGACGACAGCCGCACGGUGCACGUGUUCUCCGAGGAGUGGUGGCGGCGCGGCGCCGGCCGCAGCGCCGCGCUGCUGGUCGCGUGGGCCGCUCGCGAGCCCGGCGCCGCGCACUUCGCCUGGAUGGAGGUGUGGCGCGCGGGCGGCGGCAACUCGUCGUUGUGCGCGCGCGAGUGCGCGGCGCUGGGCGCGUGCAUGGCGGGCGCGCUGUGGUGCGACGGCGCGGCGGACUGCCCGGGCGGCGCGGACGAGCGCGGCGCGUGCGGCGCGGGCGCGCGGCUGCUGGCGGCGCUGGGCGCGCCGGCGGCGGCGGGCGCGGCGGGUGCGGCGGCGGCGGCGGCGCUGCUGGCGCUGCUACUGGUGGCCGCGCUGCGCCGCCGCCGCGCGCGCCGAGACAAGCACCUGCUGGGCGCGCUGGCCGCGGGCCGCCGCUUCACGGAGGAGCUGUUGUACGACGGCUCGCGCGCCUCGUCGGCGGCGUCGUCCUGACGCCGCGAGCGCUCCGUCGAGUACAUCCAUGUGGACCGCGAGACCACAGUGUGACGGAGCGCGCCCGCUCGCCUCGCGCGCCUCGCGAGACGCCUCGUGAUAGAUUGACUGUUUCCGCACUCGACGUUGCCAAUUUUAAAGUAUUCACUGCCGAAAUGUCAUCUUAGGGUAUAAAUGUAACGUAAUACAGUGGUAAUACGAAGUCAUUAAGUAUAUUAUAUUUCCUUUACUUUCUAUCCGUUUUCUUGACUUAGAGGGAAAAGUGCCGCCCGGCAGUUGUGUUGUGAUAUGAGUGAAUUCAAAGAGCAAAUAAAUAUGCGCCAGAGAGUUACAUAUUUGUGUAUAAUGUAAUAUAUUGUAAGUACGUCUUCAGUAGGGUGGUGUACACAGUAGCGUCUAUGGAGUUACGUCGCACGUGGGCUCUCCGUGUGGCUGCGUGUUGCCGUGUAGCGCUUCGUAACAUGCUGAUGCGUGUUGACGAGUGUCGCGUAUUACCGCUUCAGGUUGCGUGUUUACGCAUGUUGUGACGGCACACGCAAGUCCGGAGGCUCACCGGCCGCGCGACUCUCUUAUGUUACCUUAUGUUGUUAUUGUUUGUGUAUAUUCUAUAAUGAUUUUGAUGAUCUAUCCCGUCCCUCGUUUUGACUUAAGUUGUGUAUCGUUAAUAUAAAUAU